This is a messenger RNA of Mugil cephalus (flathead mullet), 2606 nucleotides long. RefSeq names its product WD repeat domain, phosphoinositide interacting 1 (gene wipi1). The record is from RefSeq and is a predicted model, not a curated record. Gene Ontology annotation, cellular component: cytosol; extrinsic component of membrane; phagophore assembly site membrane. Gene Ontology annotation, biological process: protein lipidation; nucleophagy; autophagy of mitochondrion. The coding region runs from base 382 to 1767 and encodes 461 amino acids. Lineage: Eukaryota; Metazoa; Chordata; Actinopteri; Mugiliformes; Mugilidae. The transcript is spliced from 13 exons. Gene Ontology annotation, molecular function: phosphatidylinositol-3-phosphate binding; protein binding; phosphatidylinositol-3,5-bisphosphate binding.
ACAGCCCCGUCAGCUAAUAACAAAACACUACUCCAGCGUGGACCAAUCAAAAUGGAGAACAGCGGGAAUCUGGGCCAAUCGCAAGAGGCGUAGACGUGACGUAUCAGCCAUCAGCUGUUCUUGUUUUGCUUCUUUUCUGCUCCUUUUCCUCCCGGACACUCGACCUCUAAAAUACCCGCAUUUGAACUGAAAUUUAAAGUCCUUUCCUGCGGUAGAAAGCCGCCGGCUCCUCCUUCGCCCUCUCGCCUGCACCGCACCGCUCGCCGCACAUUUCUUUCUCAAAUUGGAGCCGUCUUCAGCCGAAAUCGAGCGACGAGGCGGCGCCGAUCCCAGGCCUCCAAUCCAGGUCGGAGGGAGGGAAGGAGGUCGCUGGGAAUCGGGAUGGACUCCGAGGAGGUUGCGGGUGGCUGCGGAGGACCGGACGCGCCGGAGGCACCGGACGGACCGGGGCUCCAGUUCUGCUGCGCCUCCUUCAACCAAGACUCCACGUCACUGGCUCUUGGAACAAAGACCGGCUACAAGUUGUUCUCUUUGACCAUGGUGGAAAAACUGGACUGCAUCCAUGAGAGCGAGACCCCAGAUGUCUACAUCGUGGAGCGUCUCUUCUCCAGCAGUCUGGUAGUCGUGGUGAGCACCGGCAUGCCGCAGCGCAUGAACAUCUACCACUUCAAGAAGGGGACGGAAAUCUGCAACUACAGCUAUCCGAACAACAUCCUUGCUGUCAAGCUCAACAGACAGAGACUGGUGGUGUGCCUUGAAGAGUCCAUUUAUAUCCACAACAUUAAGGACAUGAAGCUGCUCAAGACUCUGCUCAACACUCCGUCUAACCCCUCAGGUCUCUGCGCUCUUUCUAUCAACCAUUCCAACUCCUACCUGGCGUAUCCUGGCAGUGCCACCAUUGGAGAGAUCAUAGUGUAUGAUGCCAACACUUUGAACACCGUGACAAUGAUCCCAGCUCAUGACAGCCCCCUGGCAGCUCUCACCUUCAACGCCUCGGCCAACAAACUCGCCAGUGCCUCAGAGAGGGGUACUGUCAUCCGGGUCUUUUCCAUUCCUGAGGGCCAGCGUCUGUUUGAAUUCCGCCGAGGCAUGAAGAGGUAUGUCACUAUAAGCUCUUUAUCCUUCAGCCCUGACGGUCAGUUCCUCUGCGCUUCCAGCAAUACAGAGACGGUGCAUAUCUUUAAACUGGAACAAUUGGGACCAAGUGGAGUGGACGAUGCUGCCACGUGGACAGCCUACGUAGGGAAGAUGUUCUCAGCGGCCAGCAGCUACCUCCCUGCUCAGGUCUCUGGCAUGAUGAGCCAGGACCGAGCCUUCGCCACUGUUCACCUCUCGUCCGGCCAGAAGAACGUCUGCACCCUCGCUAUGAUCCAGAAGCUUCCGCGGCUGCUGGUGGCCACGGCCGACGGCCAGCUGUUCAUCUACAAUGUGGAUCCUCUGGAUGGAGGCGAGUGCACGUUGGCUCACAAGCACAGACUCUUUGGUGUUGACGAUAACCAGACUGAAGGAACAGAGCCAGAAGGGUCAGAGGUCGCAGAGCCAGCGCAGUCUUGCCCAUCCUACGCCGAAACUGCUGCCUUACCAGCCUCCGGUCCCGUCACUGUGACCCUCACUGGCUACUCUGAAGAUGGUGGGGCAAAGAAGGGCGAGGUCAUUCCAGAGCACGAGUUCGCCGCCGGCCCCGUGUGUCUGGACGAUGAGAACGAGUUUCCCCCUAUUAAUUGGUGCCGCGACGGGACUGGAGGUGGCCAGGGAAGGCGCCCCUGAGUGGGUAGAAGGACAGAUGGACAGACAGAAAAAGGCGCCAGGAAGUGAACAAAUGAACAAAAACAAUUAUUAUUAAAAAAAAGAAAAACAUCAGGGUGCCAAGUUAUUUUUUCAUUAACGUUAGAGAGAAAAUAACUUCUAUUAACAUUCAAGCUGACGUGGGAAACAAAACUCUGACCAAGAAGUAGAUGUUACAUUUCGGAGGGAACGGUGUUCCUCAAAAGACUGAUGUGUUAAAUGUACAGUACACUUCUGAUUCUGCCAUCGCACCGACGGUAGCCGCCAACUUCCUCCACGCUCACCUUUGAGUUCCUGGACGUCCGCUGUGAACUGAAGGAAGUUUGGAGAAACAAGUGGUUGGCUACUUAAAAAAAAUAAAAAAAUGGAACAACUAAAAAAAAAAAAAAAAUCAGGGAGGAGUGUUUUUCUGAAAUUAUGAGGUGCAUGCUGUAUCAGAAAUAUAACCACAGAUUUCAUAGCAUUAAUACUUGACAAAUAUUUUAUUAUUAUGUUGCAUUAUUGUAGCAACGGUUUUUAUUUUAAUUAUUUUUUUCCCCCCCUCAUUAAUAAUAUCUACGUUUACAAAUGGUUUUUAUUCUGUAUUGUAUUUUACUGCAUUGUACAUGUAUUCAGUGUUUCUGUGCACGGCUCCAGGAGACAUUUCAGAAGGUGGAUAUGAUACUGUACUGUAUGUUCGUUUGUGCCUGAUGUCGUUUGUAAAAGAGCAAAGUUUUUCUUUUUGCUUGACGCACAAGACCAAAACGAGUGAAAGAAAGACACAAAAAAUAAACGAAAAUAAACAUGUGGAGUGGAGUAACAACGAACCUAUGCAAAGCAAA